Haliotis rufescens (red abalone) is the source of this 3716-nucleotide messenger RNA. Its product is annotated as streptococcal hemagglutinin-like. Gene Ontology annotation, molecular function: metalloendopeptidase activity. The record is from RefSeq and is a predicted model, not a curated record. Lineage: Eukaryota; Metazoa; Mollusca; Gastropoda; Lepetellida; Haliotidae. Bases 60 to 2828 code for a protein of 922 amino acids. Gene Ontology annotation, biological process: proteolysis. The transcript is spliced from 15 exons.
UUCUAGUAGUAACAUUUGAUAGCACUUGCUGGACGACGAAGGACAGGGUUUGAAGGCAUAUGAAAUCCACGAUGCACCUUUUAUGGCUUUGUUCAGUAUUUUUUGUGCAACUUGCAGCUUUACCACUUUUUGAUGAAAUCCCACAUGGAUCUUUAAAAGCAAAGAUCGAGCUUGAUAGAAAUGCUGCCUCCAGAGCCAAACGCUCGACAGCUGAUGAGCUGCCCUCCUUUCUACAUCUUCGAGUGAAGGCUGAGGGUAAAGACGUACCCCUGAGGCUACGACGAACACCCGCGAUACGAUCCACUGUCCUCAGUCUUGACGGGCUGCGGGAUCACACUUUGAACACACAGAAUGCUGGCGUUUACACCGACCGCGAAAGUGGCGCCUCCCUCGUGGUCAAGAAACGAUCGGCAGGAGAAGAGACAUAUGAUGUGGAGGGUAGCCUGGUGUUGGACGGCCAGGAAGUAAACAUUGUACCACUCAACCGCUUCAGAAGAGAGAAUGGUGAUGCUGGUGAUCAUGUGAUUCACAAGAAUGUCGAGAAUGUGAAUAACACGGGGGAUGCCAUCCCCAACCCUAACCCUCUCCCGCCUAAUCCCCCUAGCAACGACCAAGAUGAAGAUGUGAGGAGGAGACGCCAGGUAGACCAACACAUUGUGGAGGUCAUUUUUGUCGUCGAUGCCAGGGAUUUCGAGAGAUGGACUGAAAAACUUCAGACAACACAGGCGGAUGUUCUCAGUCAAAUGAACCUGUACUAUACCGCCGUAGCUGCAUCGAUGAACGAUCGUUUCGUUAAUGUCCAAAGUGUUCCUGGUUCAACUCUGAGUAUUGCCAUUGAGGUUACAGAGAUUCGAAUAAUUACGGAUCCAGCUUUGUCCAACUUCACCAGCGCCUCCGGCGACAGCGCCACCAACCUGUUGGAUUCCGAGACUGCUCUUAACCAAUUCAAAAGUUGGGUUGAAGCCCAGGAUUUUACCAGCCUACCCAAGAACGAUCAUUACAUGUUGUUUUCCGGGUAUGACUUGUCAAAUGCUGGAAAUUCUGGACGAACAGGUGUCGCGCUGAGUGAGUCAGUUUGUGAGAGAGACUCCGUCUCUGUUGUUGAAAACAGUUUCGCAGGAGCUACACCCGCUACCGCUGCCCAUGAACUGGGACACAGUCUCAACGGCGACCACGACGGUGAGGAUAGCGCCGUCUCUUGCACAGAGAGCAACUUCAUCAUGGCGUCUAUACUGCAGUUCGUAACUCGCGACACCAGCUCCAGGCCAUGGACGUGGACACCCUGCUCAGUCAGCAGCUUUGCUGAGUAUCUCGGACGUGCAAGUGUUACCUGCACCAAAGAAGACAACGUUGCGUCCAGCGUCGACUUCAGCAGUGUGAGAUACGGUCAGCAGUACUCGCCCGACCAGCAGUGCCAGAACAACGUCGGAGCGGACUUCUGCAGGCCUGCGUACAACGGAACCACAUACGAUAGCCUCUGCUACAUCAUGUGGUGUUACCUGCCCGGCUCCACCAAUCAGUGCACGGCUAUGUACCCCAUGGAAUACACCACGUGCGGUAACAAAAAGUGGUGUGUUCAAGGACAGUGCGUGGCGGACCCAGCUGCCCCGGCGGCUUAUGAUGACUGUCCCCACGGAGAUGACACCAAGUUCUCCUGCAGCAGUGGUAUCUGCUCCCAGUUGACCCAGCAGACCAGAGAGCAGUACUGCUGUGAAACGUGUAAUGCAAACCCUACAACUGUAGGCCCAACAACUAGUGCUACAACAACUAGCCCCACAACUAGUGCUACGACAAGUGCAACGACUAGCGCAACCACUAGUGCAACCACUAGCGCAACAACAAGUGCAACCACUAGCGCAACGACAAGUGCAACCACAAGCGCAACAACAAGUGCAACCACUAGCCCAACAACUAGCGCAACGACAAGUGCGACCACUAGUGCAACCACUAGCGCAACAACAAGUGCAACAACUAGCCCAACAACUAGCGCAACGACAAGUGCGACCACUAGUGCAAUCACUAGCGCAACGACAAGUGCAACAACUAGCCCAACAACUAGCGCAACGACAAGUGCAACCACUAGUCCGACAACAAGUGCAACCACUAGCGCAACGACAAGUGCAACCACUAGCGCAACGACAAGUGCAACAACUAGCCCAACAACUAGCGCAACGACAAGUGCAACCACUAGUCCGACAACAAGUGCAACCACUAGCGCAACGACAAGUGCAACCACUAGCGCAACGACAAGUGCAACCACUAGCCCGACUACGAGUGCAACAACUAGCGCAACAACUAGCCCGACUACAAGUGCAACAACUAGCGCAACAACUAGCCCGACUACGAGUGCAACAACCAGCGCAACCACAAGUCCAACGACGAGUGCAACAACAAGUCCAACAACUAGCGCAACAACUAGUGCAACCACAAGUGCAACAACUAGUGCAACAAGUGCAACAACAAGUCCAACAACAAGUGCAACCACUAGCCCAACAACAAGUCCUACCACGAGCCGGACAACUAGUGCCACAACUACCCCUGAUCAAAGUCAGUCCAAUAGCGGCGGCAGCUCCAGCGUGGAGAACCGGCCGCCCCAGUUCAACUCCAACUACUGCCGCGUAUAUCGUUACUACAACUGGUGUUACCAACGCUGGUACCAACCUUGCUGCCGAUGGGCUCAACGCCCUCAGAAUAACCAGUGGUGGUGGCGUCGUCGUAACAACCGCCGUAACAAUGGAGGGAACUUCUUUAACAACGCUCGCAACAACGGCAUGAAUAACGGCUGGAUGCUCAUGGGAGGAGAUGAUGCCUUCGAAUUCGACUGGUAACACGGCCUUGAGUGCCUUGCUUUCUGUGAUCCGGUCUGGUCAAAAAGUAAUUUCGGAAAACUCUGUGAUCAAUCUUGUUAAAUUUAAUUAAACCUAUUUCUCAACAAAAUGUCUUUUGAUUAACAUAAAAACUGUUUUGUUGAAGUAAUUUAAAAGCGUUUGAAUCAUCCAGAUGAAGUAUUUUGAAACGUCUUUGUUUUGACUCGGGCCAUGCAGACCAAGCGAAUCUUUGAAUGAAACUGACGAUGCAUGUCUCAAAACAUCCACAAUUCUACAGCAAAUCCAUUUCUGUUUGACUUUUGUUUAUAGCCAGUGUGUCCAUUACAAUAUCAUUUCUCAAUAUUUACUCUCAUUUACGUUCGUUUUAAUUAGAAUUAGACCCCAGAUGUGGUAAAGAAGGAAGAGUUUGCAAGUAAAUCUGGUUGGGAAAUAAUCAUUUUCACAUAGUCGUAAUCAUUAUAUGUAAAUUCCAUCUGGGGAUGUUGAUGAUUGUUUCCUCCAGAUGAUAUUGUUUGAAAAUAUGUGGAUACCCGGUAGACAUCGACGAAACUUCAAAGUUUCGAGGUAUCAUGUCAAAAUUUAAUAACGUGAUAUAUUCUGUAGAAGUUGUAACUUCAUAAGUGUUUGAAAAGUAUGGUUGUCAUUCAUCUGAGUGAUAAAUCCAAUAUUGUAAACGAGAUAAAUAUCAUAGUUUCAGAAGAUUUCAACAUUGUGUGUAUUUGUUCAUUGUAAGCACCAGAUAUGUUUAUUAGUUGUACAUGUGUAUUAUUUGGAAUUGUUUGCUCAAUAUGCCUGCCUGUUCGUGUUGUGUACUUCAGAUUUGUUUAUUUUUAUAUAAUUUAAUCUACUCUUGUCACUAUCAUGAGAAUAAACGCCUUAUGACAGUAA